AGAAACAGAGACAGAGAGACGGGAACUGAGCCGGGGAAACUAUUCUUCAUCCGAACAGGUGUCAGAGAUCAUAUACAACCACACCGCUGAAAAUACAUCCUGACUAAAGCCAUGAUUUCACUGAGCAGCUGUCAGAUGCUUCUCCUGAUGACCGUCUGCGGCGUUUUCUUCUGCAGGACUCUCGCAUUGCCUGCCAUCUCCGCAUAUUCUGACAUCAGACCAAGCGCUCUUGAUGAAGACGGAGAGGACGAUUGGACGAGAGACCCGUCACUACAGGAUCUGGAGGCGUAUAAACUCCUGUAUGAACUCGUAAACACCGAUGAGAGACCAUCCAGACACGCUGAUGGGCUGUUCACAAGCGGAUACAGCAAACUGCUCGGACAACUGUCUGCUAAAGAGUUUCUGGAGUCUUUACUUACAAAGAGAGUCAGUGAUGAGCUGGAUGUGGAGCAGAUGCCUGUGAAACGUCACUCAGACGCCGUCUUCACAGACAACUACAGCCGCUACCGCAAACAGAUGGCGGCCAAGAAAUACCUCAACUCAGUUCUGGCAGGAAAACGGAGGUACGGCUCGAAUAAAAGGUGAUGCACUCCUGCUCAAACGCCGCCUGUGCUCUUCGACAUGUGACACGGACGGCACAGCUUCAAGAUUUCGCCAUCAUUAUAUAUACAGUAUAUAUUCAAGCUUACACUGAAACUGAAUAAACAGCACUAAACACGAGCUGAAUGAGCGCGUCAGUGGAUGUGAUGUGAACGGCACGUCUGUCUGGUGUUGGCUGUGUCUGUAGAUAUCUGUUUUGACUGCCGUCAUUCGUGAUAACUGAAAUCAAACCAAUAAAAACAAUCAUGUUUGUAAAAACA
Messenger RNA from Carassius auratus (goldfish), 860 nucleotides. Its product is annotated as VIP peptides-like. Gene Ontology annotation, biological process: epinephrine secretion; adenylate cyclase-activating G protein-coupled receptor signaling pathway; regulation of protein localization. Lineage: Eukaryota; Metazoa; Chordata; Actinopteri; Cypriniformes; Cyprinidae. Gene Ontology annotation, cellular component: extracellular region; neuron projection. Gene Ontology annotation, molecular function: peptide hormone receptor binding; neuropeptide hormone activity. The coding region runs from base 112 to 585 and encodes 157 amino acids. The transcript is spliced from 7 exons. The record is from RefSeq and is a predicted model, not a curated record.